AACAAAACAAACAACAAAAUUCUUAAACCCUAAACCCUUCCCUAACUCUCGCACUCUCUCACACACACAGACUCAAAAGCCAUGGCGUCCAUGGCGAGAAGAGCCCACCCGCUCCUCUCCAACAUUCCACACUUCCUCACAUGGCGGUCCCUCGGCUUCCGCACCAUUUGCUGCGGUCGCCUCGGCUUCGCCACCCAGUCUCAGCCCGACCCGGACCCGGUCGUCGCAGGCACCAAGGUCCUCGAGACAUUCAGGGAGGAAUUCGAGAUUGGCUCGCGACUCAUCUCCUUCGAGACUGGCAAGAUCGCUCGCUUCGCUAAUGGCUCCGUCGUUAUGGGCAUGGACGAGACCAAAGUCCUGUCCACCGUCGCCUCUGCCAAAGGCGACGCCGUUCGCGAUUUCUUGCCACUCACUGUUGAUUAUCAAGAGAAGCAAUUUGCCCAAGGUGUUAUUCCAAAUACGUUCAUGAGGAGGGAGGGUGCUCCAAAAGAGCGCGAACUUUUAUGUGGUCGUAUUAUCGAUCGACCCAUACGACCCCUAUUUCCUGCUGGAUUUUACCAUGAGGUUCAGGUAAUGGCAAGUGUGCUUUCCUCGGAUGGAACACAAGAUCCUGAUGUAAUGGCAGCUAAUGCAACAUCUGCUGCGCUUAUGUUAUCAGAUAUUCCCUGGGGGGGCCCCAUUGGAGUGAUACGCAUAGGGAGGAUUUCUGGGAAAUUUAUUGUUAACCCAACGAUGGAUGAGCUUAGCUUAAGUGAUCUUAAUUUAAUAUAUGCCUGUACAAAGGACAAAACUUUAAUGAUUGACGUGCAAGCUCGUGAGAUCUCAGAAAAUGAUCUAGAAGCUGGGUUAAGGCUGGCUCAUCCUGAAGCAGUGAAAUAUCUUGAACCUCAAAUCAGACUGGCUGCUAAAGCUGGUAAGCAUAAGAAAGAAUAUAAAUUGUCUUUGAUUUCGGAUAGAACGUUGGAGAAAGUUGGUAAUUUGGCCGAAGCACCCAUAGAGUCUGUUUUUACUGAUCCUUCAUAUGGCAAGUUUGAACGUGGAGAGGCUUUAGAUAAGAUUACACAGGAUGUUAGGAGAUCACUUGAAGAAGAAUGUGAUGAAGAAAGUUUGAAAGUUCUACCCAAGACAGUAGAUACAGUGAGGAAAAAGGUUGUACGCAAAAGGAUUAUAAAUGAAGGAUUUAGAGUUGAUGGGAGGCAACUUGAUGAAGUGAGGCCUGUAUAUUGUGAAGCUGGUAGUUUUCCUAUACUGCAUGGGUCAUCAAUUUUUAAUCGUGGAGAUACUCAGGUUCUCUGUACUGUAACACUCGGAGCACCUGGAGAUGCUCAACGCUUGGAGUCCCUUGUCGGUCCCCCAACAAAGCGCUUCAUGCUUCACUACAGCUUUCCACCAUUCUCAAUAAAUGAAGUUGGCAAACGUGUUGGCCUGAACAGGCGUGAAGUUGGGCAUGGAACUCUUGCUGAGAAAGCUCUGCUUGCUGUGUUACCUCCUGAAGAUGAUUUCCCCUAUACGGUCCGUGUCAACUCAGAGGUCAUGGCCUCAGAUGGUUCAACAUCAAUGGCUACUGUCUGUGGAGGUAGUAUGGCAUUGAUGGAUGCUGGCAUUCCAUUACGCGAACAUGUAGCUGGUGUUUCAGUGGGUCUUGUUAGUGAGGUUGACCCAACAACUGGAAUGAUUAAGGAUUAUCGUAUAUUGACUGAUAUUUUGGGCCUGGAAGAUCAUCUAGGUGACAUGGACUUCAAAAUUGCUGGCACACGAAAAGGAGUUACAGCAAUUCAGUUGGAUAUAAAACCUGCUGGAAUUCCUUUAGAUAUCAUUUGUGAGUGUUUAGAGCCUGCAUAUAAAGGUCGUCUUCAAAUCCUUGACCAUAUGGAGCGGGAGAUCAAUGCACCACGUACUCAGAAUGAAAGGAAUUCUCCGCGUUUAGCUACCUUGAAAUUCAGCAAUGAUGCCCUACGCCGCUUGAUUGGGCCUCUAGGAGCUUUAAAAAGAAAGAUUGAAGAGGAAACAGGUGCACGAAUGUCUGUAAGCGAUGGAACACUUACCAUAGUUGCUAAGAAUCAAGCUGUAAUGGAAAAAGUAUUAGAAAAGGUUGAUUUUAUUGUAGGCCGUGAAAUUGAAAUCGGAGGGAUCUAUAAAGGUGUUGUAAGUUCAAUAAAAGAAUAUGGUGCAUUUGUGGAGUUUAAUGGUGGCCAGCAAGGCCUUCUACACAUUUCUGAGCUGUCACAUGAACCGGUCUCUCGGAUAUCAGAUGUGGUUUCUGUUGGCCAGCAGCUUUCUUUGAUGUGCAUAGGACAGGACGUUCGUGGUAAUAUUAAAUUAUCCCUUAAAGCUACUUCACCUCGACCAGGAGCCGACACAAAUAAUGUGGUGGACGGAUCUGUUCCACCUGUGAAAGAAGAACCUAAUAUAUGGGCAUCAGUUGGGGAUGUCUCUAAUGAACAAGAGAAUGAGAAUUCCCCAUUAGAGGAGUUGUCAGGGAGCAAAUCCGAAAUGAGUGGGGUAAACCCCUCUACUUCCUCAAUAUCACCAAUUCUGAUUAGAAGUGCUGCAGAGUGCGAUGAAGAGGAAAAAUCUGCUGCUUUGAGUCAGAAUCCCAUGAGUGCCACUAGUAAUGUUGGUGCUUCAAAAUCAAAUUGCAAGUCGAAAAAAUCGUCUCCUGAGGAUCAUGCAAAUGAGUCACCAUUUUCUAAUUCUGGUCUUUUUCCAACUAAGAAUGUUAAGAAGUCAAAACGUGUCUUGCAAAAGGAAGGAGAGAUAGAUUUCAAUUCUAUCCUCAAAAGUCUAGAUGCCGAUGGGAACAAGCACAAUUCAUCCCACACACAUACUAUGAAUGGCUCAACCGACCAGGAGGAUGAAGUUGAGGCUCCUAUAACUGCAAAAAAACUGAAGAUUGGAACGAAAGUUACUGCCAAGGUUUAUCAAAUUCGUGCACGUGGGUUGGUCCUUGAUUUGGGUGGAGGACUUCGUGGCAUGUAUCGGUUUGAGACUGAUGGAAAGGACUUUGAGGUAGGUGACGAGUUAAGAGUUGAGUGUUCAAGCUUUUCUAGCAAGGGGAUUCCAGUAGUAUCUUUGGUGGAUGAUCAAUAGUAUUAUGUCAGUGAUUCUUUUAUAAAUGAGAACAGCAAGAUAAAUGAUUUGAAGACGUUCCUGUUCUGCUUGGGAUAUGCUAAAUUUUGGCAAAUAUUUUUGCUGGAGAGUGCAGACAGAUGAAUUUUGCAUAUGUUCUUAUAUUCUGAUGGGAAAGGAGAGAGGACUUAGCAAGAUUUUAUGGCCUGCCUAAUCAGUAAGAAUAUCAGGAAUGCAGGCGCUUGGUUCAAGUUCAAUUCUAUAGGAAAGCUUCCCAAUUUCUGCGACCAGAUAACAGAGUUGUGUUUUAGAAAUACAAAACACAUGAUUAGGCAACUUGACCUAAAGUCCUGAUUAGGUAGGUAGGUAGGUAUCUUUUCUAUGCAUCUUAUUGUAAAUUUUGGUUUCUGUUUGUUAGUGAUACAUUAUAGCUACCUUUAACUCUAUCAAAAGGGAUGACAAAGUGCAUAUAUCUAUAGAGAAAACAGAGGAAUAUUACAAAUGAUGAUGGUUUUGACCUUUCAAACAAUUUUGUUCUUUCUAUGGUAAGUUCAUGUUGUUUGUUCUUCA
Quercus robur (English oak) is the source of this 3639-nucleotide messenger RNA. Its product is annotated as polyribonucleotide nucleotidyltransferase 2, mitochondrial. The transcript is spliced from 16 exons. Bases 82 to 3090 code for a protein of 1002 amino acids. Gene Ontology annotation, cellular component: mitochondrion; cytosol; chloroplast stroma. Gene Ontology annotation, biological process: mitochondrial mRNA catabolic process; mitochondrial RNA 3'-end processing. The record is from RefSeq and is a predicted model, not a curated record. NCBI's taxonomy places the organism in Eukaryota, Viridiplantae, Streptophyta, Magnoliopsida, Fagales, Fagaceae. Gene Ontology annotation, molecular function: RNA binding; 3'-5'-RNA exonuclease activity; polyribonucleotide nucleotidyltransferase activity.